Calliphora vicina (urban bluebottle blowfly) is the source of this 1659-nucleotide messenger RNA. RefSeq names its product cytochrome P450 6a9-like. The transcript is spliced from 2 exons. The coding region runs from base 51 to 1544 and encodes 497 amino acids. Gene Ontology annotation, molecular function: oxidoreductase activity, acting on paired donors, with incorporation or reduction of molecular oxygen; monooxygenase activity; iron ion binding. NCBI's taxonomy places the organism in Eukaryota, Metazoa, Arthropoda, Insecta, Diptera, Calliphoridae. The record is from RefSeq and is a predicted model, not a curated record.
ACAAUAAUAAAUAUUCAAGAUUUUUAAUAGUAAAAAAGAAAUUAAACAAAAUGUCCAUGACACUUAUUCUACUAACCAUUAUAACAAUUCUUAUAAGUUUUGUAUUUUAUCAUAUAAAACGUAAACUCAAUUACUGGCAGGAUCAAGAAAUACCCCACCUAAAGCCCAGCCUAGUGUUAGGUAAUUUCCAGGGCGUACGGAAGACGCGCAGUAUGGCUGAGAUACUAACACAACAUUAUGAGAAAUUUAAAGGCUCAGGACCAUUUAGUGGCUUUUAUUUUAUACAUCGAGCUGCUGUGGUAGUUUUGGAUAUCAAGCUAAUGAAAAAAGUUUUGAUAACGGAUUUCAACAAUUUUACCGAUCGUGGUUUGUUUAGCAAUGAGAAAGAUGAUCCCCUAACUGGACGCUUAUUUCUAUUGGAUGGUGCAGCAUGGAAAAAUAUGAGAAAUAAAUUAUCGCCCACUUUUAGUUCGGGCAAAAUGAAAAACAUGUACAGCUUGGUGGUAAAACAUGCAGAGGAGUUGGUAAAAGUAUUAAAUGAUUUAACAAGACAAGACCCCAACCUGGAAAUAAAAGAUAUAAUGGCCCGUUUUACCACCGAUGUUAUUGGCUCAUGUGCCUUUGGCAUCAACUGUAACAGCUUAAGACAUCCUCAGGCAGAAUUUCGAGUAAUGGGUUUGCGAUCCCUAAACGAACGUAGACAUGGACCUAUUAUAACGGGUUUCAUGCAAAGUUAUCCCGAUUUGGCGCGAAAACUUCACAUGCGUAUUGUUCCAGAUGAUAUAACAAAUUUCUUUAUAAAGAUUGUUAAAGAAGUAAUUGAAUAUCGUGAGCAAAAUAAUAUUACUGCUCAUGAUUUUCUGGCUAUACUAACAAGUAUAAAGAAGGAAUCAGAAGUUAAAUUGAGCAUAGAACAAAUGGCGGCUCAGGCUUUUGUAUUCUUUUUGGGAGGUUUUGAAACCUCUUCAUCUACAUUGGGUUUUGCUUUAUACGAAUUGGCUUUAGAGCAGGAAAUUCAAGAGCAAUUAAGGCAGGAAAUCAAAGAGGCUUUUUGUAAAGAUAACAAUAAUAUUGAAUAUGAAACACUACAUCAAUUGAAAUAUAUGGGUCAAGUUAUAUCAGAAACUCUACGCAAAUACCCUAUUGUUCCAUUUAUAACCCGUGUGGCUUUAAAUGACUAUUUGCUUCCGGGCUCUUCCAAAUAUGUGAUUAAAAAGGGCAUGCCUGUUUUUAUACCCAUUUAUGCAGUACAUCAUGAUUCAGCUUUCUAUCCCGAACCACAAAAAUUUAAACCCGAAAGAUUUGCAUCAAAGUUAGAAGACUCUAAAGGUAGUCAGCCCUGGCUGCCAUUUGGUGAGGGUCCUCGUAAUUGCAUUGGAUUACGUUUUGGUCUCAUGCAAACUAGAGUGGCCUUAGCAUAUCUUUUGCUUCAUUUUAAGUUUACGAUUUGUGAGAAAACCGAAAUUCCUUUAGUUUUCGAUAAGGCCUCGGUGCUUUUGUCAGCCAAGAAUGGUAUUUAUUUGAAAGUGGAGAAAAUUAUAUAAAUUAUGGCGUAAAUUUGUUAUUUUAGAAUAAGAAGGAAGAAAAAUUAAUUUGUUUUAAAAAGUGUGAAAAAGAAAAUUAAUAAAAAUUAAAAAUAAAUUUAAGAAUAUAACACAA